CGUGAUUUAGCCGUGCGGUGACGUCACCAUCCACCCCGGAAGUGUCGGCCGGUGAUGGCGGCCUCGUCAGCUUGUGUUUGAGAAGACAGCACAAAGUUCUGUGAGCGACACCCACACUCACACACCCUCGCACCCUCCACUUCACUCUGCCGGAGACGCUGCGGACUCACACCGGCACACCUCCCCCCUGCCGGCGCCCGGUGCCCCCCGGUGGUCUUUGUGAGACCCCCCGCAGUAAGUUAGCUUAGCAGGCUAACAGGAUGUCGCUCUUCCAGUCUGCGCUCGAUUUCCUCGCCGGGCCCGGCUCGCUGGGAGCGGCCAGCCGGGACCAGAACGACUUUGUGGGGCAGCUGGUGGAGCUGGGAGACAUGAAGCUAAGGAUCAAGCGGGUGAUCGCGGAAGGCGGCUUUGCGUUUGUGUACGAAGCCCAGGACACAGGAAGUGGCAAAGACUACGCUCUGAAGCGACUCUUGUCCAACGAAGAUGAGAAGAGCAAGGAAAUCAUCCAAGAAGUUUGCUUUAUGAAAAAGCUAUCGGGACACCCCAACGUGGUCCAGUUCUGCUCGGCUGCCUCCAUCAGCAAGGAGGAGUCCGACACCGGACAGGCCGAGUUCCUGAUCCUCACUGAGCUGUGCAAAGGUCAGCUGGUGGACUUCCUGCGGCGAGUGGAGCAGCGGGCGCACGUGUCAUGUGACACCGUGCUGAAAGUCUUCUACCAGGCGUGCCGCGCCGUGCAGCACUUGCACAAGCAGAAGCCCGCCAUCAUACACCGAGACCUCAAGAUUGAGAACCUGUUGAUUAGCAACCAAGGCACCGUCAAGCUGUGCGACUUUGGCAGCGCCACCACGGUCUCGCAUUACCCCGACUACAGCUGGUCGGCACAGAGGCGCUCCAUGGUGGAGGACGAGAUCACGCGGAACACCACUCCUGCGUACCGGACUCCGGAAAUGAUUGACCUGUAUUCCAACUACCCCAUCAACGAGAAACAAGACAUCUGGGCCCUGGGCUGCAUCCUCUACCUGCUGUGUUUCAAGCAGCACCCUUUUGAGGAGGGCGCCAAGCUGCAAAUUGUCAACGGGAAGUACUCCAUCCCGCAGAACCACGCCAAGUACGCCGUGUAUCACGACCUCAUACGCUCCAUGCUGAAAGUGCACCCGGAGGAGCGUCUCUCAAUUACGGAGUUAGUCAACCAGCUCCAGGAAAUAGCAGCAGCACGCAACGUCAACCCCAAGUCCCCCAUCACGGAGCUGCUGGAGCAAAACGGAGGAUUCGGCAACAACGGAUCCCCGGCGCCUCCGCAGAUCCACACCGUCCACGGCAAUCCAGGCAUCUACGAUCCAGAUCAGUCCGGCAGCGGCUUCCUGGACAUCCUCAAGGGAGGAACGGAACGCUUCCUGACCAACAUCAAGGACACCUCGUCCAAAGUUAUCCAGUCAGUCGCCAGCUACGCCAAAGGUGACCUGGACAUUUCCUACAUCACCUCCAGAAUAGCAGUCAUGUCGUUCCCGGCCGAGGGGGUGGAGUCUGCCAUAAAGAACAACAUCGAAGACGUGCGACUCUUCCUGGAUUCACGCCACGCUGGCCACUACGCCGUCUACAACCUCUCCAAGCGCUCCUACAGGUCGUCUCGCUUCCACAACAGGGUGUCCGAGUGCAACUGGCAGGUGCGCCGCUGCCCCAACCUGCGCAGUCUUUACAGCGUGUGCAAGAACAUGCAUCAGUGGCUCAAGCAGGACCAGAGGAACAUCUGCGUGGUCCACUGCCUGGACGGCAGAGCGGCGUCGGCGGUGGCCGUGUGCUCCUUCCUGUGCUUCUGUCGCCUCUUCACCACGGCCGAGGCGGCCGUCUACAUGUUCUCCAUGAAGCGAUGCCCGCCCGGCAUCGCCCCCUCGCACAAGAGGUAUAUCGAGUACAUGUGUGACAUGAUGGCGGAGGAGCCCAUCAUCCCCCACUGCAAGCCCAUGGUCAUACGCUCCAUCGCCAUGACGCCCGUGCCCCUCUUCAACAAGCAGCGCAACGGCUGCCGGCCCUUCUGCGAGGUUUACGUCGGCGACGAGAGGGUCCUCACUACCUCACAGGAGUACGACAGGAUGAAGGAUUUCAAGAGCGAGGACGGAAGAGCCGAGAUUCCCUUGAACGUGAGCGUCCAAGGAGACGUGCUGGUGGUUAUCUACCACGCCAGGUCCACGCUGGGAGGACGUCUGCAGGCCAAGAUGGCCUCCAUGAAAAUGUUUCAAAUCCAGUUCCACACGGGCUUUGUCCCCAGAAAUGCCACCACUGUGAAGUUUGCCAAGUACGACCUGGACGCCUGUGACAUCCAGGAGAAGUAUCCAGACUUGUUCCAGGUCAACCUCGACAUCGAAGUGGAGCCCAGAGAGAGGCCCAGUGCCAAGACCCCGCCAUGGGACGGCUACCAGACCAAGGGCCUUAACCCCAAAAUCCUCUUCUCCUCUCGCGAUGAGCAGCAGGAGAUCCUCAGCAAGUUUGGUAAACCAGAACUGCCUCGUCAGCCGGGGUCCUCAGCCUUCUAUGACUCCAGUUUGCCACCGGAGCCUGCGCAGACCCCGGAAAACUCUACCGCAACCGAAGCAGAAUCUUCUGAGAGCCCGGACGCCGACAACUUCUUCCAGACUUUGGACUGGGAAGAUGUCGGCGCCCCCCAGGAGGCCUCCGAUAGUCAAGGAGGCGGAUCCAUGAACGACCAGGACGAUCUGAGCGAUCAGUCAGAAGGAGAGUCCUACUCCUACUCUGCUCCCAGUGGAGGGGGUCUGUCUCGGGACACCAGUGAACCCCUGUUUGACGCAGACUUCCAGACUCCUUCCCCGGGAGCCGAGGACUCGCCCGCCGACGACACGGCCGACCUCUUAGGUUUGAACUCUGACCCCGCGCCUCCUCAGGUGGGCCUGAAAGCCUCCUCCAGCCAAAGUGACCUCCUCAACGACCUGUUUGCGCCCCCUGCGGCAGUGCAGGAAGACUUGUUCUUUAGCGGAGAAGCCGGCGGCUCCAAACCCACGAGCGACCUGUUCGACCCCUUCGGCAUGGGCUCCAGCUCCGGGGUGGGCUCCAGCGUGGGCUCCUCUCGGCAGGCCUCCGGUGCCGACCUGUUUGGGGACUUGUUAAGCUCGGACGGUUCCGCCGGCAGCAGCUUCAGCGCAGCCCGGAGCAACCCCGCCCCCGUCUCCAACGCCAGCCUCUUUGACCUGGACAAGUUGGUGAAGGACGCUCCCAAGAUGACGACGUCCGCCAGCCACCCUGACCUCCUGCGGGGGUGGGACAGCUGGGCGGCGAGCACGAGCACGUCCACCAGCGUGAGCUCCACUGCCAGCAGGCCCGCCUACACCAGCACAGCUUCUAGUCUGGCGUCAAUGUCAAAGGCCAAAUCUCAGACCUUUGAUCCUUUUGCUGACUUGGGAAACCUCAGCUCCAAACGACCAAAUUCAACCAACAGUACCGUGUCCGGCACAAAAGUACCUUCGUCUUCUUCGUCCUCUGCCGCCAAGCCUCAAGCCCAGUCCUGGCAGGCCGGUAGAGCUGCUUCCAGUCAAAACAAACAAUGGCAGUCUGGGUCUGCGCCCAAGGAGGCGUCGGCCCCGCAGCCUUCCGGCGCGCAGUCUGCCAAGCCCAACUACAACCUCAACUUCUCCAGCGUCAUCGGAGGCCGGGAGGAGCGAGGCGUUCGAACUGCGGGAUUUGGCCCCAAGCCCAAAGUGAAGGAGGAGGACUUCGGGGACUUGCUGUCCACUCAGGGUUUCUCCUCCAAGUUUGACAGAAAAGGGCCGAGGACUAUCGCUGAGAUGAGGAGGGAGGAGCUCACAAGAGAAAUGGAUCCUCUCAAACUACAGAUCCUGGACUGGAUCGAGGGCAAGGAGAGGAACAUCCGCGCGCUGCUGUCCACGCUGCACACCGUGCUGUGGGAGGGCGAGACCCGCUGGAAGCCCGUGGGUAUGGCAGACCUGGUGACGCCCGAGCAGGUGAAGAAGUUCUACAGGAAGGCCGUGUUGGUGGUCCACCCUGAUAAGGCGACGGACCAGCCGUACGAGCAGUACGCUAAGAUGAUCUUCAUGGAACUGAACGACGCCUGGUCAGAGUUUGAGAACCAGGGAUCCAAAGCGCUCUUUUAAAAACCGGCUCGACCCGGACCGGACCGAGCUGGACCGGAUUUGGCCUUUUUGAAGACGACAAAAAAACACCCGAAACGGAUUCAAUCCUGGGUCAGAUUGGACUGGACUGAGCCCACAUUGGGCCUUCUUUGUUCUUCUUGUCGUCCCCUCGCCACCGGCCCCGCGGUGGUGGUGGUCCGCACUCGCCGUGGUGGUGGUGGUGGUGGUGGUGGUGGUCCGCUCUCGGCGUGGUGGUCCGCACACACACCCGGAGUGACAAUCACGUGACCAACACUUCACUUCAAACUGUCAACAACAACAGCAGAUUGUGUUCAUGCCUGCAAGUGUUGCUAAAUGGAGACUUUGUGGCUGUCUAAGUAUUAUUAUAUUACUUUAUUAUUAUUACAUUAUUACUUUAUUAUUAUUACAUUAUUACUGCUAACUGACACUUGCAGGUUCGCUCUUAAAAAGUGCUCUUUUUUUUUGUUUUUAGCCUGGAUGUUCAUGUUAGGCUCUUAUGGGAAAAAGGUGGAGGAUGGUCCUGCUCUCAUGCUGCAUUCAGGCAACUGGGACAUCGGAACACUUUCUCUCCUCCCCCACUCCAAGCAGUAUGUACCCACUAGUUCUACUAUUUAGAUUUAGGAUGCUACAUGAGCUCCACGCUACGCUGUGAUGCUAACUGUUUGCACGCCAACAACGAGGCUCUUAAUGAUGGAGGGAGAGCAUACAGUGAGCUACAUAACGUAGCAUGUCGCUAACUGUAUGCACGCCAAUAACGAGAGGUAGCACAUAGCCAGGAUCAUGCUAUGCUAGGUAGCUAACUGCUGCUCACCAAAAAACGAGGCUCUUAAUGAUGGAGGGAGAGCAUACAGUGAGCUACAUAACGUAGCAUGUCGCUAACUGUAUGCACGCCAAUAACGAAAGGUAGCACAUAGCCGGGAUCAUGCUAUGCUAGGUAGCUAACUGCUGCUCACCAACAGCGAGGCUCUUAAUGAUGGAGGGAGAGCAUACAGUGAGCUACAUAACGUAGCAUGUCGCUAACUGUAUGCACGCCAAUAACAAGAGGUAGCACAUAGCCAGGAUCAUGCUAUGCUAGGUAGCUAACUGCUGCUCACCAACAACGAGGCUCUUAAUGAUGGAGGGAGAGCAUACAGUGAGCUACAUAACGUAGCAUGUCGCUAACUGUAUGCACGCCAAUAACAAGAGGUAGCACAUAGCCAGGAUCAUGCUAUGCUAGGUAGCUAACUGCUGCUCACCAACAACGAGGCUCUUAAUGAUGGAGGGAGAGCAUACAGUGAGCUACGUAACGUAGCAUGUCGCUAACUGUAUGCACGCCAAUAACGAGAGGUAGCACAUAGCCAGGAUCAUGCUAUGCUAGGUAGCUAACUGCUGCUCACCAAAAAACGAGGCUCUUAAUGAUGGAGGGAGAGCAUACAGUGAGCUACAUAACGUAGCAUGUCGCUAACUGUAUGCACGCCAAUAACGAGAGGUAGCACAUAGCCAGGAUCAUGCUACGCUAGGUAGCUAACUGCUGCUCACCAAAAAACGAGGCUCUUGAUGAUGGAGGGAGAGCAUGCAGUUAGCAAGAUGCUAUGUUAUGUAGCUAACUGUAUGCUCCUCCAUGAUAUCAUACAUGAUGGAGGGAGAGCAUACAGUUAGCAGCCUGCUAUGUUAUGUCACUAACUGUACACUCCAUGAUAAAAUAUGAGCGCAUACGGUUAGCUCCAUGCUAUGCUAUUUAGGUCACCAUAUACACCUCCAUGAUGUUUUAUAUGAUAAGGGAGCGCAUACAGUUAGCAUCAUGCUGUUUCGUGUAGCUUAUAAAUUAUGAUAUAUGAUGGAGGGAGUGUACACAGUUAGCAUCAUGCUGUUAUGUAGCUUAUAAAUCAUGAUAUAUGAUAAGGGAGUGCAUACAGUUAGCAUCAUGCUAUGCUAUGUAGCUUAAUACAUAUGAUGGAGGGAGCACAUACAGUUAGCAUCAUGCUAUGUUAUGUAGCUUAUUAAUUAUGAUAUAUGAUGGAGGGAGUGCAUACACUGUUAGCAUCAUGCUAUGUUAAUAAUGUAGCUUAUUAAUUAUGGUAUAUGAUGGAGUGCAUACAGUUAGCAUCAUGCUAUGUUGAUAAUGUAGCUUAUUAACUAUGAUACAUGAUAAGGGAGUGCAUACAGUUAGCAUCAUGCUAUGUUAAUAAUGUAGCUUAUUAAUUAUGAUAUAUGAUGGAGGGAGUGCAUACAGUUAGCAUCAUGCUAUGUUAAUAAUGUAGCUUAUUAUGAUAUAUGAUAAGGGAGUGCAUACAGUUAGCAUCAUGCUAUGUAAUGUAGCUUAUAAAUAAUGAUAUAUGAUGGAGGGAGGGCAUACAGUUAGCAUCAUGCUAUGUUAUGUAGCUUAUAAAUAAUGAUAUAUGAUGGAGGGAGGGCAUACAGUUAGCAUCAUGCUAUGUAAUGUAGCUUAUAAAUAAUGAUAUAUGAUGGAGGGAGGGCAUACACGCACACUUAUUGUCAAUAGGAUUUGGAAAAAACCGCAUACAGUUGACCAAGUAGCCUAAGUUUGAGACCGGCCCUCAGUUUGAUUGACAGCUGUCACAACAAGUGAAGAGGGUGAUUGACUGUGGCCCUUGGGGUCCACGGUGUGUUUUUGUACCAGCGAUCAUUGUAAAUAUGAAACAUCAUGAAGAAUAUUAUCAUCACUCUUUCUGCUCAUUUGACUUUUGUUUCACCUCACGGACCAAACGUCACUUUCUUAUUUAUUCUUCUUUCUUUGUUAGGCCUUUUGUUGACACGUUAGACAUUCUAAUAUAUACAACAUUCCAAAGUAAAUAAUACCAACGUGAUGUUUCACCACACAUCCUCUUUCUUCUUUCUUCUACUUGCCUUUGGGAAGAUGUCUGCGACGUGGUCACGUGACCACGUUGGAAGUCACGUGACCACGUUGGAAGUCACGUGACCACGUUGGAAGUCACGUGACCACGUUGGAAGUCACGUGACCACGUUGGAAGUCACGUGACACAAUCAUCCCCGCUAUUACCGCAUCAGCAAAACAAAGCGCUGAUGUGCGACUAAUACCAUGAAUGUACAUUUCAAUCAUUAAAAGAUCCCAGGAGAAU
Entelurus aequoreus (snake pipefish) is the source of this 7201-nucleotide messenger RNA. Its product is annotated as cyclin-G-associated kinase-like. Lineage: Eukaryota; Metazoa; Chordata; Actinopteri; Syngnathiformes; Syngnathidae. Gene Ontology annotation, cellular component: cytoplasm. The record is from RefSeq and is a predicted model, not a curated record. Gene Ontology annotation, molecular function: ATP binding; AP-2 adaptor complex binding; protein serine/threonine kinase activity. Gene Ontology annotation, biological process: positive regulation of Notch signaling pathway; protein phosphorylation; regulation of clathrin-dependent endocytosis. The transcript has 29 exons. The coding region runs from base 261 to 4121 and encodes 1286 amino acids.